GAAAAUACGAAAUCGCGUUGACUGCAGAUGUGGAAAAAAUGUACAGGCAGGUCAAACUACAUGAAGAUGAUCAAACAUUCCACACUAUUUUAUGGAGGUUCAACAAAAAUGACCCAAUCCAGGAAUAUCAACUCACGACAGUCACCUACGGAACCGCUCCCGCUGCCUACCUUGCUAUAAGAACCAUGCACCAAUUAGCCAUGGAUGAAUGCGACAAAUUCCCGAGAGCUGCGGAACUGAUACUUGAAGAUUUCUACGUCGAUGAUUUUCUCUCCGGCGCCCACAAUAAAGAAGAGGCACAAAAAAUCAGACAAGAAGUUAAAACGCUACUUCUCAAGGGAGGAUUCAACAUUCGAAAAUGGAAAAGCAAUCUCACAUCAAAUGAUGAUACGUCCUUUCAAGAUUUCAACAGCAGAGAGGACAUAACCAAAAUUCUGGGAAUUAAAUGGUCACCACAAAAUGAUAACUUCCAAUACACUAUUAAACAAACUUCCAAUCGAACAAACACAAAAAGACAAGUGCUAUCUGAAAUUGCUUCAAUAUUCGAUCCAUUAGGUCUCAUGGCUACAAUUGUAAUCAAGGCGAAAAUAAUUAUGCAAGACAUAUGGAAAACUGGUAAAAAAUGGGAUGAAGCUAUUCCUACAGAAAUCCAAACAGCGUGGGACAAAUUCAAAGAAGAACUGCCAAUAAUAGAAAACCUGCAACUACCACGAUGGUUCCAGUAUAAUCCAGAGCAGCCCAUUGAACUACACGGAUUCUGUGUUGCAUCGCAAAGAGCCUAUGGAGCAGCAAUAUACACCAAAACAGUCGUGAAGGACAAAACCCAGACAACAUUGCUAGUAGCCAAAACAAAAGUUGCACCUGUAAAAAACAAAUUAACUAUCCCGCAAUUGGAACUUUGUGCCGCAACAUUAUUGGCGAAACUGAUGAAACGAACAAUUACAGCCCUGAAAAUCGCCGACAUAAAUAUUUACACAUGGUCAGACUCAAAAGUUGUGUUAGCCUGGUUACAGAGAACUCCGAGUAAGCAAAACGUCUUCAUAGUCAACCGAGUUCAAAACCACGCCAGCAAUGUUUCGACCUUGACCAGCUCUACGCCGAGGCGAAAACAGAAUUCCAGACGAGAGACCAACUCCGGACGUCAGCACCCAUUCAUGACCAUGCCGAAUAAAGCACUCGAUCGAGUGUCACACAAGUUAGAAAUAGGAAAUUGGGAAAUAGGACAAUAGAAGUAACAGAUUGCCAACACUGGAGCUCCAACAUCAUAGCCUGCAGCAUUUCGGCCUUGGGAGUAAUGUUCGAAAUUCGAACAUUAUUCUAAAAAAUAAUCAAGUUCAAUAAUAUCUGAAUUAUUCACAAAACUGGGUCAC
This is a messenger RNA of Coccinella septempunctata (seven-spotted ladybird), 1370 nucleotides long. RefSeq lists its product as uncharacterized. The coding region runs from base 39 to 1229 and encodes 396 amino acids. The record is from RefSeq and is a predicted model, not a curated record. The transcript is spliced from 2 exons. Lineage: Eukaryota; Metazoa; Arthropoda; Insecta; Coleoptera; Coccinellidae.